GGGCAUUCAAAAUUGUAAUCUGUUGACCAAUGCUAUUUUGUAAUAAAAUGUUAGUGGCAAAGUGAGAAAAAUAAGGCUAUCCAUAUCCUUCAAAUCAGCAAUCCCAUUUCUAGGAAUUUAUUCCAUUUUUACAUAGAAAUACAGUUAAUAGGUACAAAGAUACUCAUCACAACAUUGUUUAUACUUGCAAAAAAAGAAAUCUCAGUAUCUACUAAAACUUCAAUAUGUCUAUACAAUGCAAUUUUAUGCAAAGUAUAGAAAUGUAUUGAAUGAAAUGAAGAGAUAUCCAUCAAAUACUAAGUCAAAAAAGGAGAUUUUUAAGGCAGUAUAAUUGUGUGUGUCAUCCAUACAAGUAUAUUCAAGCAUGAACAACUCAAAUAUAGUGUUAGCAGUGGUUAUUGGGAUAGGGGAGGAUUCUUUAAAAGUUUUCCCUGCCUAUAUUUUAUAUUUUUAUACAAUUAGAAAUUAGAAUGUAUAAGACACAUAAUAGCAUUUAUCGAGAGAUAAGUCAGUGUUUGUACCUUACAUCUUCAUAAUUUGGGGAUAUUUCACUGACCUUUGGUAUUAAAAAGACUUGAGGUUUGGAACAUGUGUUCCCUUCAUUUAAUAGCUAUGUAAGUUCAGCAAAAGGAAGACUUCCACUUCUUAUAUACAGCUCUUUAAUUUUUUGAAUACAUAGACAUGGGAAGCACUCUGGCCAUUAGUAAUACACACACACACACACACACACACACACAUACACUCCUCAACAGCUUAGAACAUAUUUUUGCACAUUGUAUCUCUUAAAAUGUGGAAGCUGGGUUAUAUUACUGCUCUUGUUUUUAAAAAGUGGGAGUUUAAUGUUCAUGUGCUUUGUGCGAGUUGUCCAAGUUCAUUCAGCUGGUAAAUUCUGGGCUCUGAAAUUCAGAUCUCUGUGCCUACCAAAAUCAGGUUCUUUUUUUUUUUUUUUUUUUUUACAUGCAAUGUUAUGCACAACUGCAGGCAAAUAAAUGGUACGCCCUUAAGCACACAGGGUACUUUUAAAGAAUAUCUCCAUGCCCCCUGGACCUAAUCCAUGGCACCAUUUGGAGUUCUUCCCUUGAGCAGACGCUGAUAUUCUAGCCCGGAGAGAGAGAGGAAGGACUGUGGCCUGCCUUGGCAGCAUUUCAUGAGUAGCUAUUCGAGCUACUGUGUUGCAAGUUCACCUGAUGAUAGUGGCUGGUUUGUCUUGCCUUCUCCUGGCAGCCUACAGGGAUUUAGAUGAAUUGGAUUGAGAGUCAGAUGGAUUUCCAAGCUCCACCUAUUUGUGAUUUUUAACGCUGGAAAAGAUAUCAGCAAACUUGUCAGUUCUCUUCUACAGCUGGCAAUAUUUUGAAUAAUAGAUUUCUCCUUUGGACACUUGUUUGAGAAAAAUAAUCCAAAUCUUAUCAAGAUAAAAAUACUUCUAUGAUCAUGACAACCAUUAAAAAUGAAAAGAGGCACAGUUAGAUGAAGAAGGACAAUUUCUUGUCAGAAUAAUAUAUGAUGAUUCUAAAACUUAUGAUUUGGUUGCUGCUGCAAGCAAAGUCCUCAAUCUCAAUGCUGGGGAAAUCCUCCAAAUGUUCGGGAAGAUGUUUUUUGUCUUUUGUCAAGAGUCUGGUUAUGAUACAAUCUUGCGUGUCCUGGGAUCUAAUGUCAGAGAAUUUCUACAGAACCUUGAUGCUCUGCAUGACCACCUCGCUACUAUCUACCCGGGUAUGCGUGCUCCUUCCUUUAGAUGCACCGAUGCAGAAAAGGGCAAAGGACUCAUUCUGCACUACUACUCAGAGAGAGAAGGACUUCAGGAUAUUGUCAUCGGAAUCAUCAAAACAGUAGCUCAACAGAUACAUGGCACUGAAAUAGACAUGAAGGUUAUUCAGCAAAGAAAUGAAGAAUGUGAUCACACUCAAUUUUUAAUUGAAGAAAAAGAGUCAAAAGAAGAAGACUUUUAUGAAGAUCUUGAUAGAUUUGAAGAAAAUGGUACCCAGGAAUCACGCAUCAGCCCCUAUACCUUCUGCAAAGCUUUUCCUUUUCACAUAAUAUUUGACCGGGACCUAGUGGUCACUCAGUGUGGCAAUGCCAUAUACAGAGUGCUUCCCCAGCUCCAGCCUGGGAACUGCAGCCUGUUGUCUGUCUUCUCUCUCGUUCGUCCUCAUAUUGACAUUAGUUUCCAUGGGAUCCUUUCACACAUCAAUACGGUUUUCGUAUUGAGAAGCAAGGAAGGAUUGUUGGAUGUAGAGAAAUUAGAAUGUGAAGAUGAACUGACUGGGACUGAGAUCAGCUGCUUACGUCUCAAGGGUCAAAUGAUCUACUUACCUGAAGCAGAUAGCAUACUUUUUCUGUGUUCACCAAGUGUGAUGAAUCUGGACGAUCUGACAAGGAGAGGUCUGUAUCUGAGUGACAUCCCUCUGCACGAUGCCACACGUGAUCUCGUUCUUUUGGGAGAACAAUUCAGAGAGGAAUACAAACUGACCCAAGAACUGGAAAUCCUCACAGACAGGCUGCAGCUCACGUUAAGAGCCUUGGAAGAUGAAAAGAAAAAGACAGACACGUUGUUGUAUUCUGUCCUCCCUCCGUCUGUCGCCAAUGAGCUGAGACACAAGCGUCCGGUGCCUGCCAAAAGAUACGACAAUGUGACCAUCCUCUUUAGUGGCAUUGUGGGCUUCAAUGCUUUCUGUAGCAAGCAUGCAUCUGGGGAAGGGGCCAUGAAGAUUGUAAACCUCCUCAAUGACCUCUACACCAGAUUUGACACACUGACUGACUCCCGGAAAAAUCCAUUUGUUUAUAAGGUGGAGACAGUUGGUGAUAAGUAUAUGACAGUGAGUGGUUUACCAGAGCCGUGCAUCCACCAUGCACGAUCCAUUUGCCACCUGGCCUUGGACAUGAUGGAAAUUGCUGGUCAGGUUCAAGUGGAUGGCGAAUCUGUUCAGAUCACAAUAGGGAUACACACUGGAGAGGUAGUUACUGGUGUCAUAGGGCAGAGGAUGCCUCGAUAUUGCCUUUUUGGAAAUACCGUUAACCUCACAAGCAGAACAGAAACCACUGGAGAAAAAGGAAAAAUAAAUGUGUCUGAAUAUACAUACAGAUGUCUUAUGACACCAGAAAACUCAGAUCCACAGUUCCAUUUGGAGCACCGAGGCCCUGUGUCCAUGAAGGGCAAAAAAGAGCCAAUGCAAGUUUGGUUUCUUUCCAGAAAAAAUACAGGAACAGAGGAAACAACCCAGGAUGAUGACUGAAUGUUAGACUGUGGGAUGAAGAAGAUGGCAGAAUGGGCUUUUGUUGUCCACUGUCACACGCCAAGCCUGGGAGCCAUUAUUCCCUGUGGAUACAGAUUCGCUUUGUCUUUUGCAGUUAUCCCAAGCCUUUCUCCUCGGUAUAGCUUUCAUGAUUCAUUACUCAACCUUAGCUCUGCUUUUGAUUAUUUUCAAGGUUUAGUAUAUUACCUGAAGUUUGGCUUUAGAUGUGAAUGAUGUGAGCUUCCUGUGUCUUAAGAUCUACCACAAGCAUUGCCGAGCAUGGUAAUUUGCAAGUGGUAGGCACCCAAUAAAUAUUUGUUGAAUUUAAUUAAGUGACACUGAACAGUAUUUGGUCAUGUGUAUAUAUCAUAUCAUGGCUUACCAAAUCUGCUUAGUGUUCCGUGUAUAUGUCUAUGUAUAUUUUCAUGACUAUAAUAACAUAGAACAAAGUUUAUAUCAUGUUGGUGUACAUCAUUAUAGAAAUCAUUUUAUAAAGGAGUGAAUUCUAAGUUUUAGGAAAAAAAAAUGCCAUUUAUUUUCAGAUUCCCAAAAUAAGAAUUAAUAUACCAUGCUAAGAAAAUAGUGACUAUUUUGAAUUGUGCUCAUUUUCCUUCAAAAAUAGAGGAUGCACAUUUCUGUUACCAAAGUAUUUGGUUGCUCACUCAAAUCAUGUGGCAUUAUAAUUCCUCUAAAAUUCUAUCAUUUGUACUAUAUCCCUUGUAUUAAAUCUCAUUAUCCACAUGCAGCUGUUAUAAAAAGCUGUUCUGUUUCACACUGAGCUAUUACAUUAGCCUAGGAUAAAUGUGAGGCGCUCUAACCACAUCCAAGAAUAAAAUUGGAGACACUGCUGGGAUACUCCUGAAAGAGCCAUUUCUGGCCUUUAUUUCCAGAAAUGAGCUUCUUUUUCUUAACUUGGAAGAAUGUGAUUAUAUCCAGGCCAUGUUCAGAAAAGUUACUUUAAAUUUGACAUAGAAAGCAUUCCUAUUGGAAUAAUUGGCCUAUUGUUCUUAAAUAUCUCUGAUAAUUUAUUAAUACCUACCUUUAUAAAAUAUAGUGCAACUACUUUUGUGUAAAAAUGUUUGUCUUUAAAUUUAGCAUUUCAUAUCAGCACAUCUAAAUAUGUAUAAAUGUCCCAUGUUCAUGUGUAAGAGAAUCUGCAAUAAAUUAUUUUUUCCACUUGUCUCUA
Molecule: messenger RNA, 4419 nt
Organism: Leptonychotes weddellii (Weddell seal)
Lineage: Eukaryota; Metazoa; Chordata; Mammalia; Carnivora; Phocidae
Source: RefSeq, a predicted model, not a curated record